Molecule: messenger RNA, 3558 nt
Organism: Periconia digitata
Lineage: Eukaryota; Fungi; Ascomycota; Dothideomycetes; Pleosporales; Periconiaceae
Source: the annotation of a GenBank genome assembly
AACUUCGCCUUGACCGACCGCACUCGCCCGCCGUCGCGAACCUCCCUCCCUCCCCUCUCACGACAAUCCACCUCAAGGCAAGCGGCUGGCCCUCGUCGCGCUCCCAUGUUCGCUUCACUCCUGGGAUCUCGCAAAGACCCCCGGUCCGAAACCACCCCUCUGCUCCAGGCUCUCGACAGGUACCGGCGACGCCAUGCCGACCCUAACCCGGACCUCAGCGUAGAUGGCGACGACGACGAUGAACAGGGCCACCACCAGUUCCCCCGCUAUGAGGACCACGAGGACGACCACGAGGACAGCGAUGGCCGCCGGGGAGACGGCCCUCUCUUACCAGUCUUCUCCGCCGAAUUUCUAGAUCGUAUACCCACAUACAACACCACGCAUGCUAUCCGAAUCCUCGUUAUCCAGCGAUGCGAAACAACCCUGUCAUGGGACCAGCUGCGCUCCCCACAGGUCUCGCAAUUCCUCGUCAAGCCCAUCCAGCAGCAAAUCCUCGCCGACCAUUUCUCGCGCGGCGCUAUAUACUGUCUGCUGGCAAACUGCUUGCAGUUUCGCAAGGAGGGCGAGGCUAAUCCGGCCAACAUCGGGGUGAACAAAUCAAGGGCUUUGGUGUGUGAGCUGCUGGCUAUGCGUCUGCUCAAGGAAUUCUCCACCCGUGAACUCAUCGAUGCCCUCUCCUACGACUUCUACCCUCUGCAGGGUCUUUCAAAUCCGGGGACAGGCGUGGCGACCCCUGGUGCGAAUCGAAACUCACAAAACCUGCGCUCCGCUUCCACGCGCAUCUCGUCGGUUGAAAUUGCUAUCCGCGCCCAGGCAAAGAAGUUCUUAGCACAUCCCUUGGUGGUUCAGCAGCUCGAGGCCAUCUGGGCCGGCACUAUUGUCUUCCACUCCGUCGCGGAUAGUCUACAUCGGAAACCGGAACCCAUGAUGCGGCAUUACCGCACCUUUGAUGAUAAUCCUUCACCCGGCAGGGGCCCAUCACGUCGUCUUUCGCCCACAAAACCUGCCCAUACACAACCAGAUCCUCCUAAUGCGGCGCUCAUGCGGAAGACAGUGACCCUCUAUGAUCCACACGACGCCUCCCUCUUCAAACUUUCUCGUCUUCGAGUGCCUCGCUACCGCAACUUAUUUUCUACCCUUUCCUUCGGCGUAAUGCUUGGCCUAUUUUUGGCUGUGCUUGGCGAGAAAUCCGACGACAUUACCGCCCUGGAAGUGCUGUUCUGGUUCUGGAGCGCUGGCUACAUGCUUGACGAACUUGUUGGUUUUUCCGAACAGGGGUUCGGAUUGUAUAUCAUGAGCGUGUGGAACGCCUUUGAUCUAGGCAUUCUACUCAUGUUCUUGGUGUAUUACGUGUUACGACUGUACGGUAUCCUCAUGCCCGACGUGCAUAGCAGGCACGACAUGGCCAGCAUGGCGUACGAUGUUCUCGGAUCCACGGCCGUUCUUCUUUUCCCACGUCUGUUCUCUGCUUUAGACCAUUAUCGCUACUUUUCGCAGCUCCUCAUCGCCUUUCGCAUGAUGGCUAUGGACCUAGUCGCCAUCCUGGUCCUUAUCGUCAUAAGUUGCUCUGGCUUCUUUGUGGCUUUUACUCUUGCUUUUAAAAAAGACAUGGGUCCUGGUAACACAGCCUAUGCUCUAUUCCAGUUGGUUAUGGGAUUCACGCCAGCAGCAUGGGAUAUUUGGGCCGAUUACAACCCCCUGGGCAAGACUAUCCUGGCUCUUUUCCUCUUCAUCUGUCACUUCCUCAUUGUUACUAUUCUGGUCACAGUAUUGACCAACUCAUUUAUGGCUGUGGUGCAGAAUUCCAACGAGGAGCACCAGUUUUUGUUUGCUGUCAACACCAUCUCCAUGGUCAAGUCCGACGCUCUCUUUUCUUAUAUUCCCCCAACCAACAUCAUUGGCUGGCUGCUCAUUCCUUUGAAGUAUGUCAUACCUUUUAGGAAAUUCAUACGCUUCAAUCGCUUCGUCGUCAAGAUGACCCAUAUGCCCGUUCUGUUCAGUGUUUUUCUGUACGAACGGCUGCUCCUGGCAAAUCUUGAAUACGGACCUACCGAUUUGGUGGAGCAACGUGGACGAUCGCAUUCCAAAGCCCCGAUGCCUGCUUUCAGCAUUCGCGGCCCCAUCGAUAUUUUCAGCCCAGGGACUCGACUGCGCGAACCCUCCAUUGCUACCUUUCGCAAAGACCGUGCCCUUGAAGAGGUCUUCCGGCGUCCUUUUCGGGACACGAGUCUACAGGCACCUUCGAAUCUCGGGGGUAGACGGAACUCGAGCAACGUGGUGAAAGAUUGGAUGAAAAGAAUGGGCAGCGAUGAAGGCGAUGCCGCUCCGCCCCAAGAAGACACAAGGUCGCUUUUGGAACGUCUCGAGACGAGAGCUCGACCAGGCAUGAGGCGCACCAAAACGUCUGGGCAACUGCAAUUGAGACGCAAUCAUGUGUUCACGGCUAGAGCUGUCAAUUCUGAUCCAGACGAUCACAAUGCGAGCCCCUUUACGCAACCAAUCGCCGAGGAAGAAGAACCGGCUAUGGAGAUACAAGAUCAACCACAGCAAAGCGAUGAUGAUGGCGACGACGAGCUUCUCACCAACGACGAAGACGGCGCUUCCGACCAGACUCCAAAGAACAGAGGCAAUCUGGACAAAGUGACUCAAUUACGUGAUGCGACCUACGAGACCUCCGAAGACGAGUUCUUCCGCACUCCCAUGGCUGUUAUGAGACCGAAAACGCCCAUGGCUCGCACUCCAGCGAGAGCCGUUUCCCCAACCUCUGCAGGCUUCGCCCCCGGAUCUGCGUCACCCAACAAACGGCACGCCCGUCAAAAGCCCGGGCACAACCGCAAUUGGUCCACCAACACUGUUCUCUUCAGCCCAUCCAAAGAAGAUGCAUCGUCCAACUCUUUGUCACGAUCCCCCGAACGACCUCCUCGCACCGGAACCCGCAGCGGGGCCGCAACCCCAGGACGAAAGCCCAUCAUCACCAGCAGCAACGACGGUCGCAAAACUCCUAAACGCACCAUGCUAAGCAGCUCACCCGCAACGCGCACCCGUCCCAUCAUGCCACCUCCUCACCUCAACUUCGCGUCUUCCAACAACAUUUCCCAGCUCAUUGCGAGCAACCAGCGCGGCCGCGAACGUUCCUUCAACGCCAUGGCUCUAGACUUGGCCUCGGAUCUCGGCGACAACCGCCAGCAACCCGACUUCGGUGCCCUCAACAACCUGCCAGCGUCGUUCAGCACGCAGCUGGAAAUGGCAGCGCGGGCGCGGGCGCGGGCUCAAGAGAGGAGCGGAAGCGACGAGGAGUCGAAGCGCAUGAGUAGGAUCAUGCUUGCGCGGAUGACGACGCUCGAAGAGGGAUUCCGCGACGUGCUGAAGGAGGUCAAGGGGCUCGUCAAGGGGAGCGAGGGAGGCACAUCGACGCCACCGUCGGAAUUGGCAGCUAUGAAGGCGAAGAAGGGGAAAGCGAAGAAGAAGAAUGGAAAAAGGAGUGCUGGGGGUGAAGGAGGAGGGUUCGGAGGAGGGUUACCGGCCGUGCAGGAGCCGAGGAUGGGGUCGAGUGUGUAA